UGAAAAAAGUUCUAAACUGUAUUUAUGUGUGGCGACAUUGUCGCAUAUUUAAUAAAAAGCUGGAGAACGGCGAACGGAAAAACACGUUCACAGCUAAUUUAAGCUUGAUCGAUCAGGAAUUCGUUUAUAAUGUUGGAGUCGAUAUUGAAUUGUUUUUAAAAAAGCGUUUGAGCAGUGGUGUGCUGCUCUUUCCACCUGUGAACAAUUAUCGCCGUUAUCUCAUACAUCAAACAUGUGAGAACUAUCGACAGCAAUACGAUCUUUUAACGUUUUCCGUGGGUCAAGGCCCUCAUCGACGCACGGUUGUCUGUUUUCGUAAUCAGCUUAUCGAUCCGCACGGAUUUGAAUCCCGUAAACACGAACAGCAGCAGCAACAACAACAACAACAGCAGCAUCAGCAACAACAGCCAGUGAAGAGCUGGCGAAGCAACGGUAGAAGCAGCAGCGCAAGCAGAAAACGCGUAACGGAACUGUGUAAAAUGGGCGUUAAGAAGCAUAUCAGCGAAACACCUUUAAGUAAAUCGAACUCUGUGGAUCUCUACAGGCCGCCCGCACUCAGGCACAACAGCAGUGAGGAAGCAACAGCAGUAGCUGCAACGAACGAAACGGUGCCAGAGACUGCCGCAGCACCACAAACUACAACAACAACAGAAAUAAUCUCGACAACUACCUCAGUCGCACGCAAAAGGUCUCCAGGCAGAGAGCAAGCAAGCGCCGCCGCGGCCGAAGCAGCAGCAGCAACGCGUCGUGAACGACGUCCCGAUCGAGCGGUUUAUGUGCCAAGGGCACGACGCAGUCAAACAACGCCUCCAACAACAACAACAACAACAACAGCAGCAGCGGCAAUGCCGACGCCAACGCCAACCGGAGCAGCAGCAACAGCACCGACUACGUGCACUCCACAGCUACAGCCACAGCCAUUAGGCAUGCCAGUUGUGAAUGCAAACCCGUCGAAAUCAGACGACGGCAACGGUCAACAGCAGCAGCAGCAGCAGCAUCAGCAAGCGAAAACAAAGAAAUCAAGAUCUCGCAGAGAUCGCGGAAAGAAAACAGUUGGCAAAACGAUUGAGCCAGAUACGUUGCUUGUGAUUGCGCCUAGCGAAAACCAAGCCAAACAGAUACCAACGUCAGGACUACCAUCAGAUAACUGUGAUAAGGAGACCAUGCGAACAAAGACGAGCAAAACCCACAAACAGCAACAGCAGCAAUCGUUGCGCAUCGAAGAUGCUGCGCUGCCAAGAGCCAACAGCAAUGCGCCAACGACUGAGGAUGCGAACAAAUGUGAUAACGAAGUGCGCGAAUUGCAGCGAGCCUCCAAGGAAAUCAAUCGCAGCAACCGUCGCAUCAUGAAACAAACUUUUGUAUCGGAUGUGCUUGAGAUACCCGAAAAGAUUGAAUCAGCGCCCAAGACAACCAAUGUUGCUGCCACCGCAGUAGCAACAGCAGCAUCCGCUGCAUCGCUUACGCCACCUGCCGAUAGCACCACCGAGGAUGACGAUGAGGAAAAUGAAGAUGACUGGGAGAAUAUGUUUGACGAGAACGGUGACUGUCUGAAUCCAAAGAUUCUGCAGGAGCUCACCGAAUCGGUAGGCAAAUGCAAAAUUGAAUUGCCCAAAAUGGAUUAUAGCCUUUAUCACAUUAAGCAAUCGCUGCUCAAUGAGGAGGAGUUUCCGCAUGGCGAACGUACGGGCGCCAGUUCGUUUUGUUUGUGGGUCACGCAGCUUUUCAGUCCCCUCUUUCGCGAGCUGCUUUCAACGAGACAUGUUGACAUUCACGAAGCAGUGCCCAAAGCGAACGAACGUAAAAUUGGGUCAACAUUAGUGAAUUUUGUAUAUUUGUUAAGUAAAUCGAACUCUGUGGAUCUCUACAGGCCGCCCGCACUCAGGCACAACAGCAGUGAGGAAGCAACAGCAGUAGCUGCAACGAACGAAACGGUGCCAGAGACUGCCGCAGCACCACAAACUACAACAACAACAGAAAUAAUCUCGACAACUACCUCAGUCGCACGCAAAAGGUCUCCAGGCAGAGAGCAAGCAAGCGCCGCCGCGGCCGAAGCAGCAGCAGCAACGCGUCGUGAACGACGUCCCGAUCGAGCGGUUUAUGUGCCAAGGGCACGACGCAGUCAAACAACGCCUCCAACAACAACAACAACAACAACAGCAGCAGCGGCAAUGCCGACGCCAACGCCAACCGGAGCAGCAGCAACAGCACCGACUACGUGCACUCCACAGCUACAGCCACAGCCAUUAGGCAUGCCAGUUGUGAAUGCAAACCCGUCGAAAUCAGACGACGGCAACGGUCAACAGCAGCAGCAGCAGCAGCAUCAGCAAGCGAAAACAAAGAAAUCAAGAUCUCGCAGAGAUCGCGGAAAGAAAACAGUUGGCAAAACGAUUGAGCCAGAUACGUUGCUUGUGAUUGCGCCUAGCGAAAACCAAGCCAAACAGAUACCAACGUCAGGACUACCAUCAGAUAACUGUGAUAAGGAGACCAUGCGAACAAAGACGAGCAAAACCCACAAACAGCAACAGCAGCAAUCGUUGCGCAUCGAAGAUGCUGCGCUGCCAAGAGCCAACAGCAAUGCGCCAACGACUGAGGAUGCGAACAAAUGUGAUAACGAAGUGCGCGAAUUGCAGCGAGCCUCCAAGGAAAUCAAUCGCAGCAACCGUCGCAUCAUGAAACAAACUUUUGUAUCGGAUGUGCUUGAGAUACCCGAAAAGAUUGAAUCAGCGCCCAAGACAACCAAUGUUGCUGCCACCGCAGUAGCAACAGCAGCAUCCGCUGCAUCGCUUACGCCACCUGCCGAUAGCACCACCGAGGAUGACGAUGAGGAAAAUGAAGAUGACUGGGAGAAUAUGUUUGACGAGAACGGUGACUGUCUGAAUCCAAAGAUUCUGCAGGAGCUCACCGAAUCGGUAGGCAAAUGCAAAAUUGAAUUGCCCAAAAUGGAUUAUAGCCUUUAUCACAUUAAGCAAUCGCUGCUCAAUGAGGAGGAGUUUCCGCAUGUGCUGGAGAUCUCGAAUUUCCCUGUGGAAUUCAAGACACCGGAUUUGCUAAUGCUCUUCUCGCAAUACAAAAGUGCCGGCUUUGACAUUAAAUGGGUGGAUGAUACACAUGCUCUGGCCGUUUUUAGCAGCUCCCGCAUUGCUGCUGAAGUCUUGACCAUGGGUCAUCCAUUUGUUAAGUUAAAACCACUGGCCGAGGCCACAUUGGAGUCGCGUCUCAAGGCGAAGAAGGCGGGCGCCACUUCGCUUCAGCCUUAUCGACAACGACCAGAGACUUGUACGGCGUUGGCGCGUCGUCUGGUGUCCGGUGCUCUUGGUGUUAAGCUGCCUACAGCACCGGAGGAAAGGGAGAACGAAAGGCGUGUCCUACGCGAAGCCAAAGAACGGAAACUUUUAGCUGCCAAACAGCGCGACGAGGUCUGGGAGAGCUAGGCCACGGCGACGAGUUGCAUGAAUGCAUUUUCGGCGGUAUGCUACACAAUUGCUGCCCCAAAUCCAACUCUCACUCUCCCCUCGUUCUUCCUCUCUUUCUCUCUAUUCCUUUUCACUGUCUCAAUCAAAGCUAGUUUAUAACCUAAAGAUAAAUUGUACG
Molecule: messenger RNA, 3594 nt
Organism: Drosophila hydei
Lineage: Eukaryota; Metazoa; Arthropoda; Insecta; Diptera; Drosophilidae
Product: flocculation protein FLO11
Exons: 16
Coding region: 480-3434 (984 amino acids)
Molecular function (GO): nucleic acid binding
Source: RefSeq, a predicted model, not a curated record